AUGGAUAAAUUUCUCUUACAUUGUCGGUUUCGUAAUGGAAUGCUUUGCUUUCAUGUUGAAGAUCAACACAAGAUCCAAGGAAUAGGUGCUGGUGUCAUCCCUAGUAUUUUGGAUGUCAACAUUCUUGAUGAAGUUGUUACAGUAUCUAGUGAAGAAUCUAUCGAAACUGCUAAGCUUUUUGCACUGAAAGAAGGUUUGCUGGUAGGGAUUUUACCAGGAGCUGCUGCUGCUGCUGCAAUAAAGGUAGCAAAGAGGCCAGAAAAUGCUGGAAAACUCGUUGUUAUUUUCCCCAGCUUCGGAGAGCAUUAUCUGUCAACAAUACUGUUUGACUCCUUUAGGCAUGAGGCAGAAAACAUGGCUAUUGAAUGA
This is a messenger RNA of Camellia sinensis, 369 nucleotides long. NCBI's taxonomy places the organism in Eukaryota, Viridiplantae, Streptophyta, Magnoliopsida, Ericales, Theaceae. The record is from RefSeq and is a predicted model, not a curated record.